AUGAGGCGCGAUCGAUUCGUCGGCCAGGAAUUUUCGCCGAAGAGCCAUGACUGCAAUGCCACCGGCAAGAAGAUUCGUGGCAAUCGACGUCAGGAGAGCCACUCGCUCUACGAGGAACCAACGUGGGAGAUGGUGACGGUGACGGUACCAGUGUCGGUGACGAUGGGCGCAAUGGUGGUGGUGGAGGCGACUUCCGCGGCUCGCGUCGCGCUUUUUUUCGUCCCUGUCCUGCACCUGCGCUCGCGUUGCCGCGCCUCGUAUAAAUCGCGGCGCCGAGGAGAGGAGCGAAGAGACGACGGCGGUUGCGGCUACGGCUACGGCGGCGGUGGCAGCGGCGGUGGCGGCGGUGGCGGCGACGGUGGUAGCGACGGUGGUGGCGGCGGCGGUGGCGGCGGCGGCGACGGUGGUAGCGACUGUGGUGGCGGCGGCGACGACGGCGGUCGCCCCGCCCUUCCCGCGCGCACGCCAGCUGCUUGCUGCCGAUUCACGACUCACCUUUUCUGCGUCUUCGCCUUCGCCUUCGCCUUCGCCUUCGCUUUCGUCUUUGCUUUCGCCUUCGCCUUCGCCUUCGCCUUCGCCUUCGCCUUCGCCUUCGCCUUCGCCUUCGCCUUCGCCUUCGCCUUCGCCUUCGCCUUCGCCUUCGCCUUCGCCUUCGCCUUCGCCUUCGCCUUCGCCUUCGCCUUCGCCUUCGCCUUCGCCUUCGCCUUCGCCUUCGCCUUCGCCUUCGCCUUCGCCUUCGCCUUCGCCUUCGCCUUCGCCUUCGCCUUCGCCUUCGCCUUCGCCUUCGCCUUCGCCUUCGCCUUCGCCUUCGCCUUCGCCUUCGCCUUCGCCUUCGAAAUUUAG
This is a messenger RNA of Ceratosolen solmsi marchali, 843 nucleotides long. Its product is annotated as glycine, alanine and asparagine-rich protein-like. NCBI's taxonomy places the organism in Eukaryota, Metazoa, Arthropoda, Insecta, Hymenoptera, Agaonidae. The record is from RefSeq and is a predicted model, not a curated record. The transcript has 3 exons. The coding region runs from base 1 to 843 and encodes 280 amino acids.